Molecule: messenger RNA, 1535 nt
Organism: Mangifera indica (mango)
Lineage: Eukaryota; Viridiplantae; Streptophyta; Magnoliopsida; Sapindales; Anacardiaceae
Product: solanesyl diphosphate synthase 3, chloroplastic/mitochondrial-like
Exons: 13
Coding region: 37-1344 (435 amino acids)
Biological process (GO): isoprenoid biosynthetic process; ubiquinone biosynthetic process
Cellular component (GO): transferase complex
Molecular function (GO): prenyltransferase activity
Source: RefSeq, a predicted model, not a curated record
UGAGCAUUUAACAUUGACCAUCCCAAACCAAACCCGAUGAAUUACUUGGUUCGGCCUCUGUUCACUUCUGUGUUCUUCCACCACUUCGCCGCCUCCCAUUUCAACUCAACGCCAAAUCCCAGAGCCUCCCUGUUGACUUGCCGUUGGCUUCUCUCGCAUCUAUCCGACUCCCACAACUCUUCCACUUCUUCGCAUUCUAUCAGACACUCUGCACAUAAGGUUUGGGGUUGCAGAGAAGCUUAUAUGUGGAGUGUUCCUGCUUUGCAUGGCUUUAGACAUCAAAUUCAUCACCAGAGCAGCUCCGUAAUUGAGGAGCAACUCGACCCAUUUUCCCUUGUUGCUGAUGAACUAUCACUACUUGCUGACAGGCUGCGCUCCAUGGUAGUCGCUGAGGUCCCUAAGCUUGCCUCAGCUGCCGAGUAUUUCUUCAAAAUGGGAGUGGAAGGAAAGAGGUUUCGCCCCACGGUUUUAUUGUUAAUGGCAACAGCCUUGAAUGUGCAUGUACUUGAGCCGCUUCCUGAUGGGGCAGGAGAUGCUUUGAUGACUGAACUACGUACAAGACAACAAUGUAUAGCUGAGAUUACUGAGAUGAUCCAUGUGGCAAGCCUUCUUCACGAUGAUGUCUUGGAUGAUGCAGAUACAAGGCGUGGCAUUGGUUCAUUAAAUUUCGUAAUGGGAAAUAAGUUAGCUGUAUUAGCAGGAGAUUUUCUUCUCUCUCGAGCUUGUGUUGCCCUUGCUUCAUUGAAAAACACAGAGGUUGUAUCAUUGCUGGCCACAGUUGUCGAGCAUCUUGUUACUGGUGAAACAAUGCAAAUGACUACUUCAUCUGAGGAACGGUGUAGCAUGGAACAUUAUAUGCAAAAAACAUACUACAAGACUGCAUCAUUGAUAUCAAAUAGCUGCAAGGCAAUUGCGCUUCUUGCUGGUCAAUCAACAGAAGUUGCAAAGUUGGCUUUUGAGUAUGGAAAAAAUCUGGGACUGGCCUACCAAUUGAUAGAUGACGUUCUUGAUUUCACGGGCACAUCAGCUUCGCUUGGAAAGGGAUCUUUAUCUGACAUUCGGCUUGGAAUCAUAACGGCUCCUAUAUUGUUUGCAAUGGAAGAAUUCCCACAGUUGCGUGCUGUUGUGGAUCAGGGAUUUGAAAAUCCUUUGAACAUUGAUAUAGCCCUUGAAUACCUUGGGAAGAGUGGGGGCAUACAGAGGACGAGAGAGCUAGCCACGAACCAUGCAAACCUUGCUGCAGCGGCAAUUGACACUCUACCAGAAACCAGUGAUGAAGAAGUAAGAAAGGCAAGACGAGCACUUCUAGAUCUAACUCAAAGAGUAAUCACAAGAAACAAAUGAAAGAAUUUUUAGUUAAUAGUCAGCAACACACUGUACCAGAGCUUUUGGUUAAUCAAUUUGAUCAUUGUUAAUUUGUUCCCAUAAGGUGAGGGACUGUCUGACCUCUUGAUUUUUCUCAAUUUGUUUCCUUGGAAUCAAAAUUCAUUGUUGUACAAUCAUAAUAAUGAGCAAUAUCUUGUAAAUUAUUAGUA